AUGGCGAGCAGUGUCACAGUGAUGAGACAGCACAGCAUACCGAGCGUGUUGUUGGAUGGAGCGUCAUCGCAGAUGCGCGAUUCGCUUUUCCAGGCACCAUCCUGCCUACAUAACCCUAUGAGAGACAUGAAUAACCACCAUUUCCUUGCUAGCUACCACCAUACGACAACUAGCUCUUCCAACGACCGCAGUGACACACCCGUCUUCAGCCUGUCAGGCGGUAGCCGAGCUCCGAGUAUGCAAGACGACCUCGAUCAUGUUAAUGUCGCUAGCGAGCCGACACAGAACAACAGCAAUAGAAACUCUGUAUCGCCAGCGACCUCCACAAUAUAUGCCUCAGAUGACGAUAACAAUACGAACAAUUCAUUGCACCAAGAGACCCUUGUUGGAGAAAAUACUGUCAGAGCCGAGCCAGGAGAGACUCAUGCUUUUCUCUUCAACGACCGUUCCGAAACCAGAACUGCAGGACAAUUCAUUGGGAAAGACAAACACAAUAGUACAUCAGUUUUCAUAACCUGGUGGUUUGAACUGGCCUCUUUAGUAGCCGCCAUAGUGGCCUUGAUCACUAUCGUGAUUACUAUGGCAAAGUAUAACGACAAAGAGCAGCCCGAGUGGAGAUACUCAAUCAACCUCAAUACAGUUAUCGCCGUUUUGGCCACCAUACUGCGAUCAUGUAUGGUGGUCGUAGCAGAAGAAGUCAUUAGCCAAUUGAAGUGGUUGUUGUUUCGGCGACCACGGCUUCUCUGGCACCUUGAGCAUUUUGAUUCAGCUGCCCGAGGGCCCUGGGGCUCGCUGCUGCUCUUCUUUCGAACAAGGUCUCUUAAUGCGGCGUUUGUAGGAUGCAUAGUCAUCGUACUAUCAGUCGGCAUCGGGCCUUUUUCGCAGCGAGCUGUCAAGUCUGUAUCGUGUGAGCGGCCUCUAGCGGGAGCAGAAGCAUCCAUCAGGGUUUCCCAGUGGAUGUACUCCUCGAAAAAAAGUCAAGGCAUCGAGGGCACCUGGUUAUUGGACUUGGACUUAGACACCAAGGUUGCCAUCUUGGAUGGACUUGUGAAUUCCAACACGACUCGGUCUGAUAUCACGCCGAGCUGCACUACUGGCAACUUGUACAGAGAGACUGGGGAUCGACUUCUCCAAAUGAAAAACUCUUAA
Molecule: messenger RNA, 1149 nt
Organism: Bipolaris victoriae FI3
Lineage: Eukaryota; Fungi; Ascomycota; Dothideomycetes; Pleosporales; Pleosporaceae
Exons: 6
Coding region: 1-1149 (382 amino acids)
Source: RefSeq, a predicted model, not a curated record